AGAUAGGCACGGGCGACGCCACAGGAGAGAGGGCGGUGUCGACCGCAGCGAGACCCCACACACUGCAAGUCAGGCUCCCAGACUUCCCGCUCGCCAGCGGAGAGGCGAUGCCUUCCCAUCGGAACGGAGGGUUCGUCGGUGACGCGGAGGUCGACUCACCAGCUGCCCUCGAGAUGACCCGGCCGGGGGUCGAGGUCAAGCGGCUGUGCGUACUGGGAACGGGCGACUUCGGCCGGGCGCUGACCCGGCGCGCGGUGGCGGCCGGCUUCAGCGUCACCCUCGGCACCAGGAGCAAGGAGAAACAGGCGGACCUGAUGCGGCUGAUCGAGGCCACUGGCGCCACCAUCGCCUCGCAGGCGGACGCCAUCAACUCGGCAGAGCUGGUGGUGGUGGCCGUGGCGCGUCGCUUUUACGACGCGUUGCCGCUGGCGCUGCUGCAGAACAAAGUCCUGGUGGACGUCAGCAACCGUGACGACGCGGUGCGCCGUCGCAGGUCAGCGGUGGUGACGGGCCCGGGCUGACUCCCCGGGG
Molecule: messenger RNA, 531 nt
Organism: Pollicipes pollicipes
Lineage: Eukaryota; Metazoa; Arthropoda; Thecostraca; Pollicipedomorpha; Pollicipedidae
Product: metalloreductase STEAP4
Exons: 3
Coding region: 108-521 (137 amino acids)
Cellular component (GO): plasma membrane; endosome
Source: RefSeq, a predicted model, not a curated record